Messenger RNA from Camellia sinensis, 917 nucleotides. The record is from RefSeq and is a predicted model, not a curated record. NCBI's taxonomy places the organism in Eukaryota, Viridiplantae, Streptophyta, Magnoliopsida, Ericales, Theaceae.
GCAUUUCCUGUUCUAUGGCUCAAGAUCAUGUCUUGAAGAUAAACAUUUCUGGGUCAUCAUUGAAAGGUUUUCUUGCUCCAGAAUUGGGCUUACUCUCUUCCUUGAGAGAACUAGUUUUGCACGGAAACAAUUUGAUUGGUGUAAUACCCAAAGAAAUUUGCAUGUUGAAAUACCUGAGGGUCUUGGAUUUGGGAAUGAAUGGGCUAUCGGGUCCAAUUCCUUCUGAAAUUGGGAAUUUGACCAUCCUCAUGAAAAUAAAUCUGCAAUCCAAUGGAUUGAUGGGGACACUCCCUCCUGAGCUUGGCAAUUUGAAGUACCUCGAGGAACUUCAACUAGAUAGGAAUAAGCUUCAAGGAUUUGUUCCUGGAAGUAACAAUUCAGAUUUUACAUCCACCAGUCAUGGGAUGUUUGCCUCAAGUCGGAACACUACUGGUUUGUGUUGUUCAUCGCAGUUAAAAGUUGCUGAUUUCUCAUACAACUUCUUUGGUUAAAUGUUUUAUCAAGCUCAAGUUCAAUUUUUUUAUCAAGCUCGCUCGAUGGCACAUGCAAGGUUAGUUAAUUAUGUUAAAUGUUUCAUAAUAAUAUCUUCCUGGCAUGAGUAUUUUUGUUUCUCGAAAUGACUUAUUUUCGUAUUGUAGGUAUGGAACCUUGUUACUGGAAGACUUUUACAAACUCGAGCUUUUCCACUACCAAUUACUGCAAUAGUUGUUGAUCCAACAGAGAUGAAGUUAUUUUCUAGUGAUAUAGAUUACUAAUGGAUAUUUCUUUUUUGUAUACAGAGGGCAUCAUUUUUGUAUGAUUAUCUGUUUGUAUGAAAUUAUUAUUUUGGGUUGGAUUAUAUUUGGUUUGUAUAGAAUUUGAUGUUCUAAGACCAAAUUUUUGGAAGGUUGAAAGUGAAAUAGAAAUAGACAUAUGUA